AUGAUCAUUCUGGCUCGGGGAAAGUGCGGACUGACAAGGUGCAUCACCCAUUAUCUGACAGCGAUGGCUGCUGCAGAUCUUCUGGUGGUUUUCUCCAAUGCUGCGACAGGGAUAAUUUUCAACGCAGUUUACUCCCGGAUGCCACACACGGUUGUCUGCACCCUGCAGAAUGUAAUGGCUUUUGCAUCCUUCGACUGCUCCGUUUGGUUAACAGUCGCCUUCACCUUUGAUCGCUUUGUGGCCAUAUGUUACCAGAAAUUUAAAAUCAAGUACUGCACGGUUAGAACAGCCAGAAUAGCGAUAGGAACAGUGUAUGCAUUGAGUUUAUUAAGGAACAUUCCCUACUACUUUGCCUUUGAAUCUUAUGAAUUGUACGUGCCUAUCGGUUGUGUGGAAAAACUGGAAUAUCACUACCUGCCCGGGUGGCUUGCAUUCUCCUGGCUUCACAACAUUUUAACCCCUCUGCUGCCGUUCUUUGUUAUUCUGUUACUUAACAUCCUGACAGUCAGGUCUAUCCUGGUGGCGAGCAGAGCCCGCAGGAAGCUCCGCGCUCACGUCAGUGGCGAGAGAAAGGUCGACCCGGAGAUGGAGAGUCGGAUGAAAUCUAUCGUUUUACUCUUCUGUGUGUCGGGCAGCUUUAUCCUGCUGUGGCUGACGGAGGUGACCGUCUUCAUCCACUCCCAUGUUGCUAACAUACACGCUUACCCAAAUUGGGCUCACCCUAUGUUCAUGGCUUUUUCAGCCGGGGACAUGCUUAAAAUCCUGAGUUCGUGCACAAACACAUUUAUUUACAUUCUGACUCAGUCUAAGAUCAGAGAGGAACUGAGGAAUGCAAUCAAGUACCCCUUCACAAAACUUCUUGGGGUAGCUACACAGUAA
This is a messenger RNA of Hypanus sabinus (Atlantic stingray), 879 nucleotides long. Its product is annotated as probable G-protein coupled receptor 142. Gene Ontology annotation, molecular function: G protein-coupled receptor activity. The record is from RefSeq and is a predicted model, not a curated record. The transcript has a single exon. Lineage: Eukaryota; Metazoa; Chordata; Chondrichthyes; Myliobatiformes; Dasyatidae. Bases 1 to 879 code for a protein of 292 amino acids. Gene Ontology annotation, cellular component: membrane. Gene Ontology annotation, biological process: G protein-coupled receptor signaling pathway.